This is a messenger RNA of Tetrapisispora phaffii CBS 4417, 1647 nucleotides long. RefSeq names its product Pho2p (gene PHO2). The transcript has a single exon. Bases 1 to 1647 code for a protein of 548 amino acids. Gene Ontology annotation, molecular function: DNA-binding transcription factor activity, RNA polymerase II-specific; DNA binding. Gene Ontology annotation, biological process: neuron differentiation; regulation of DNA-templated transcription; central nervous system development. NCBI's taxonomy places the organism in Eukaryota, Fungi, Ascomycota, Saccharomycetes, Saccharomycetales, Saccharomycetaceae. The record is from RefSeq and is a predicted model, not a curated record.
AUGAAUAAUAGCUAUCAGUAUUACAUGACGGACCAGAAGGCUAAUACGCAGCAGUUUCAAUCCAAUGCACCACCCAUGCAGAAUUUGACUAAAAAUAAUGAUAUGGAUCCUAGUAAACAAAAGAGAACGAGGGCAAGAGGUGAGGCUUUGGAUGUGCUAAAGGCUGAAUUUUUAAAGAACACUAAUCCUUCUUCAAAGAGAAGGAAAGUCUUAUCUGAAGUGACAGGAUUAUCUGAAAAAAAAAUUAGAAUAUGGUUUCAAAACAGAAGGGCAAAGAUGAGAAAGACUGACAAGUCUAAUUUGAAUACAGGCCAUGAUUCGGCUUCAGGCGAUCAGAAUAGUAUCAUUGGUAAUAAGAAAAAUAGUACUAGUCCUAUUUUUCUUGCGUUCGAUACAAUUCCACUAACGUCAAAUAACAAUUAUUAUUUCAUAGAUGUUUGCUCAAUCACGGUAGGGAGUUGGAAUAGAAUGAAGAGUGGUUCUUUAAAGAGUAAAAACCCAAAUGAACUGAUCCUCUCCUCCGUUUCAAAUUUAACUAAUUUAUCCCCAAUUUCGAUUAAUAAUCUUAUGUUGGAUAAGACAGAUUUAAUUGCACUAAUCUCCAAAAAAAAUUAUGAAAUAAAUUAUUUUUUCAGUGCUAUUGCAAAUAAUACAAAGAUUCUAUUUAGGAUUUUCUAUCCAAUAAAUACAAUUACAAAUUGCUCGUUAGUAUUAGAGACUGAUGAUAUAAUUUCAAAUCAAAAAUCUACAAAAACAAAUAAAGAUGAUUUAAAACUAGGUGAGUUGAAGAUAUCACUAUCGAGAUCCCCAAAUUUCGCAGUAUUUUUCCUUGAACAAUCAAACUCUGAUAAUUUGAAUGCAAAUCAAUGGUCCAUUUGUGAAGAUUUCUCAGAAGGUAGGCAAGUCAGCGAUGCAUUCAUCGGUGGUUCAAAUAUACCACAUGUAUUGAAAGGUUUACAGGAUUCAUUAAGGUUCAUAAAUUCGUUGAUUCUAGAUUAUAAUUGCACAAACGUGAAUGUUAAUCAACAGCCAACCCUCAACUCAUUUCCAAAUCAGCAGCAGCAUCUCCUCUACCCACAACCACAACAGCAGCAGCAGCAGAAGCAAUAUAUACAACAACCUCUUGUUUCAAGAAGUCCGAUGCAAUUAAAUGGAUACAACCAACCACAGUUACAACAACAGUAUCAACCAAGCUAUUUAAAUCCAAGAAAUCAAAAUUUCUUCUUUGACAAUAAUGAUACAUCGAGUAUGUUAACUAAUAAUGUUCAAGAAUUAAACAAUUAUCAAACAAUGAUGGAUCCAAAUAUCGGCAUAAGUGAUUUAAGUGAAAAUCAAUUAAACAUGAAUUUACAACAGACACAACCAGUACAGACACAGACACAACAACAACAACAACAACAACAACAAUAUGAUUUUGCUAAUCCAAUUCCUAUUGUUGCUACUGCUGCUACAAACACCACUACCGCUACCACCGCUGCUGUUAAUAAUACCAACAACAAUACUAAGAACAACAACAAUACUAGCAAUAAUAACAUGCUAAUGAAUACCCCUGAAUAUUUCAGAACAACAUCAGAUAUGCAUAUGAAUAUAAACUAUAAUAAUAAUUCAAAUAGCCAUGACAAUAAUGUAAUUAAUAGGUGGUUAUAA